Messenger RNA from Cuculus canorus (common cuckoo), 4916 nucleotides. It is a transcript of the gene RHBDD1, whose product is annotated as rhomboid domain containing 1. The transcript has 9 exons. Gene Ontology annotation, molecular function: serine-type endopeptidase activity. Bases 1605 to 2636 code for a protein of 343 amino acids. The record is from RefSeq and is a predicted model, not a curated record. Lineage: Eukaryota; Metazoa; Chordata; Aves; Cuculiformes; Cuculidae. Gene Ontology annotation, cellular component: membrane.
AUUAAAUAAUGCCACUUCUUAGGUAGGUGAACUAGCGUAUGUUUCUCUCGCUUAUAUCUAUGUAGAGGAGGUAGGCUGGCCCCUAGAUGAUAAUCGUUGCUCAACCCUGUGCAGUUUUCAUAGUUCUUUUUGCUGUUAGAGAAUACAAUUGUUCAGAGGCGAUUUCCUUGUUUUCCAUGUGUUCACUUACUUUGUGCAGUGGAACCCUAUCAAAUUAUUAAUGAUACUCUGAAUACCUAAAGAAAAUUUAGUUGUUUGCAGGCAUACCAACGGUCUGUGGAAAUGUGAAAUUUGUUAAGUCCUAAUAGGCAUAACAUGGCAUGUUAAACUUUGCAUUUUGAGCUGUUAUCCUUUUCUUCUUACAAAGGCAUCAUUCUUUUUUUUCUGUUGUCUUUCAAAAGAAUUAGGUUUUUGCUUGUUUAUCUAAUAAAAAUGUUUACAGUGUCCUGGUUUCAGCUGGGAUAGAGAUAAUUUUCUUCCCAGUAGCUGCUGUGUUUUACAGCCAGUAUGAGAAGAGUGUUGAUAAUUCACUGAUAGUUUUCAGCUGUGCUUAAGAAACCCAGGUCUUUUUCAGUUUCCCAUGCUCUGCUAGUGGUCUGGUGCAGAAGAAGCUGAGAGGAGCACAGCCAGGCACCUGACCCAAGCUGGUUAAAUAAAUGUUUGAUACCAUAUAAUGUCAUGCUUGGUAUAUAAAUGGCAAGUUGGCUGGGGGUCAGGGUUCACUGCUCAGGGGCUGCUGCCCAGGAGUGAGCAGUUGUGUUGUGUGUUACUUGUUUGGUAUUUGUUAUUAUUAUUCUUACUACUACUAUUAUUCUCUCUUCCUUUUGCUGUCUUAUUAAAUGGUUCAGUCCAUGAAUUUUCUUUUUUUUUUUCUAAUUCUCUUUAUCCCCCUGGGGGUGUGUGGUCUUAGUUGCUGGUUGUGGUUAAACCUUGACACAUUUGAUGUGAUGAAUUGAAAAGGAAUUUAAACUAAAUAAAAAGUCAGUAUAUUAUCAACUUAUUCUAACCAUUUAAUGAUAUAAUGGAGAAGUAGGUGAGUGGAGCAUUGAAAUGGGAAUUUUGUUUCGAGAUGUUUCAGGAAGUUUUAUUUGAAACCUGAUUGUGAAGUUUUGAAGAGUAAGUGUAUUUUGCUGGCUCUGCUUAGUUGAUACUUAUGUAUGAAAUAAUGUAUUGUGGGUCUUCAGUAGCUCAGCAGAGAGGUGGGGAGGAGCAGCCAUGCUUUUGUACCAACUUGGAGAGUUUUUAGAGUUAAAAGCAGUACUGGCCAAGUUGAGGUAGUCUUCAGCAGCUGCUUGAAAUUCAGAGCUUUUUCUUGUCUUCUGCAGUUGGUCCCACUCUCUAAAAACUCCACAUCACCUCGUGCUGUGUUCUCCAAUGCAGCUUCCUCCCUCCUCGCUCUGCAGGCUUGCACAGCUGGAAAAAUGGUCAUGAAAAAGAAUUAUGUGGCAAAAAUGGGAAGUGUGAAAACUGGGACUCUUGGGAAGAACUUGUAACUAAUUUCCAUUCUGAAAUUCUAAUAAUUAAUUCCAAAACUUGUAUGAUUUUGAAUUGAAACAAAAGAGUAGAAAUUGGAAUAAUCGCGUUUCUUUGAAUAAGUAACAACAAUGCAACGAAGGCAGGGAAGAGUCAAUGCUGGAUUGCUUUUGCUGCUUUAUCAAAUUUCUCAAGUUGGACUCCAGAACAUUCCGUCUGUUACCCUUGGGGUACUUGCUCUGAAUAUUUUUCUCUAUCUGAAUCCUGUAAGACCACUGCCUGAAGUCUGUAUCAGCGUGCAUGAAGGCUUCUACAGAAAGAACUGGCAGCGUUUACUGCUUUCUCCUGUCCACCAUGCAGAUGACUGGCAUUUAUAUUACAACAUGAUUUCCAUGCUUUGGAAGGGAAUGAUGCUGGAAAGAAAACUGAAGAGCGUAUGGUUUGCAUACGUAAUUGCAGUAUUUUCAGUGCUGAUUGGAGUUGUUUAUAUGGUGUUGGAAUUCAUGUGUAUGGAAAUUCUCGAUGAUCCUUCAUAUAAAAUGAAUUGUGCUGUAGGGUUUUCAGCCUCUUCCACUGAGGGGUUUGGCUACCUGUGCUCAAAGACUGCUCUGAUAUGGUGCACCUGUGACCUUCCUCAGACUAGUGGGGAAAGAGGAGUCUUGUUUGCUUUGAAAGUUCUUAACAACCAUUACAAUCCAGGAAGAGUCAGCAGUGUCCUUGGAUUGCAGAUAUCCAGUAAAUAUGCUUGUUGGGUGGAGCUGAUAGCUAUUCAUUUAAUUUCCCCAGGGACUUCUUUUGCUGGGCAUCUGGCAGGGAUUCUUGUUGGAUUGAUGUACACUAUGGGCCCUCUGAAAAAGAUCAUGAAGGCCUGUGCAGGUGGCGUUUCUUUAUUCACUGACCCUGCCAGGCCAAGGGACUACUAUACAGACUAUUAUCGCUAUCCAGGUUAUCAGUACAGAAGGCCAAGGAGCUAUGAUGAUUACACAGGUGGGCUUACUGAAGAAGAACAGCUUGAAAGGGCAGUGCUCAACAGUCUUAAUGAAAGAGGUUUUGGUGGAGCAACAUAUAACAGUGAGCGGCGACCCUAUGGGUUUUGGUUUCCACCGGAGCAGCGUUCAGAAGAGAUGAGAAGGCAUAGGCUUCGUAGGUUUGAGAGGCGAUGAAGUUGGCAGGUGUUGAUGUAUAUUGUAAACUGCUAUUCAGUUAUCAAAAGAUUUGUCAAUUUAGUUGUAAUACGCAGAUUUGUUUGUAAUGUUUUCCCAUUUUUUUUUUUUACUUUGGAGGGUUUUGUGAGUUCAGGCUCAAAAUUGCAUAAACUGUGUGAGAUAGGAAUGAAAAUGUGCUCUUUGGCAGCUUCCAUCAUAAUGCACCUUAAAUACGGAAGAAGGCUGAUGGUUUUACCAAACUGCCUUUUUUCGUAAGUUCUUUUGUGUAGCUUCAAGAAUUCCUUGGCUUUUUGACUGCUCAGGCAACAGUUUUUCUUCAUCCAUCACAGAUGAAAAAAACAUUUUUUUUAAUACAAGCGUAAAACUAUGCAGUUCUUACUUGCGACUGGUCUCUGUUUACCUAUGAGGACCAACUGGUUUUGGGAUUGGCAUGUGAAAUGUCAGUUGGAAAGACUGCUUUGACAACAGUGAGAUCUUGCGAGUUGAGGCUUCUGCUUUGCAGCAGUCUGGCAAACUGUGUAAAAACAGUUUCAACUCUCCUUACCCAUACAAACUAUUUAAUACAACCUUUAGUGUUGCAGUCUUACUUAAAACAUGCCAUGUUAUCUAAAGCUUGUAUGUGAUAAAAAUGAGCUGUAACUACUUACUUCCUAAAGCCUUUCUUAAUAUUUAUGUUUUAAAUGAAAUGCUUCCCUUUAGAGUUCAAAGAAUUUGUUAGAGAUUUAUGGAAAGGGAGGUGGAUGUGCCAUACAAAGAAUAUAUUUAUUUAGUGACUUAUACAUUUUCAAAACAUGUUUCCCUUUUUAAGAAGGUUUAGAAAUUGUACUGUGUUUGUCCUGUUGAUGUAGAUGAAGAAAUUCUACUGUGUCUCUGUAUGUGUCUCAUUUGACACCCUGCAGCAGCAGUAAGAGUCUGCAGGCUUGUUGACAUCUUGCCUAAACGCCAGCUACCUUGAAUUCUUCAAUUCCCUACCUGACUUCAGAGGAGUUGAUAGGAGACCAGAGCGUUCAGCUGUCACUGUGGGCAGGCCCUCCCCUCGCUGCCUGUCGCCCAGUGCCUGUCCUGCUGGAGCACCUCUGCCCGUUUAGUAACGUGAACUGCUGACCCUGAUGGGUUUUUGUUCUGGUGUCACUCAAAAAUUACUUAUGGCCCAGGGUUUUUCCUCAUAAUGGCAAGAAUUCUUCUGAAGCAGGGGAUGAUCCUCUGUAAUUGUUUUCUGUCCUGAAGAGGUGUGGUUGCACAGGAAUAGUUUGAUUAUUUGCCUUUGGCAUAGAGCUGUUGGAAUCUCUUCAGCACCAACUUAGAGCAUUAGGAUGAACAACUUAAUGCUUUCUUUUCAGGUAACCGUGAUCACCAGUCUGUGCUUUACAAACUACUUUUCUAUGCAGUUGUAGUUUGAAUGUAAAAUCUUAAUGUUCUAUUUUUCAUAUAGAAAAAGUCUUGAAACUAAUUUUUUUACUGUGUUCUUUAAAUAAAGCGUGCACCUUCUGGUUGUAACUAAGUUUUUGUUUGCUGAAAAAUGCACAAGCUGUUCUUUCUCUCCGGUGCCAAUCUCACUUUCACCUGUUUGGCUCUACCUGUUGGCAAUUCUUUUGCCAAGUAGCAGCAGCAGCACUGUGUUCUUCUGCUCCAAGAGCCAAAAGACAUGACUGCAGUGUGACUUGGGACGCACUUGUUCAGGUAGGCUACAAACACUGUUAAUGUUCUGCAAAGUGUUUGCUGGCAGACACGUUGUACGUAAGGAACGCUUACAAUCUGGGUUGUUUUUCUGUGUAUGCUGGAGCCAUCAAAUAGACCAGCAGAUACUUUUAUAGUAGGUGAACUUUUCCAUGCUCACGAAAAAUCAGUAUGAAGAAGCUGCAUAGUGUUUACAUAGUCUUCUUAGAGGGUAAUAAUCAGCUGUAAAGGAGGAGAGGCAGCGCUGGUUCCUCAAACUCAUCUCUUACUGCUCUGGUCAAAAGUUUCAGCGUGACUUACUGUGUCUGUUAAGCUCUGUUAUUUUAAUUAUUUAAAACUACUGGAAAAAAACCCAACCCAAACACCUAAGUAAAAUAAAAAACAUGAUUGCAGUUUUAAAAGCAUUUGUUUUCUUAAAGUGUGGUUAGAAAUACGUGCCACUAAGUAUUCACACAGUACUAAUAAUUGUUGAGCUGUUUUGACUUUUUGUAUGCAAAAGGGAAAUACAUUUUUUUAUAUGUGAAACAGUUUUUUCUCAUUAUAGUGAUUAAUAAACUGUAUAUUUUAAAUUAUAGCACUGCCACUGUAUCUUUAGAAACA